Molecule: messenger RNA, 694 nt
Organism: Bacillus rossius redtenbacheri
Lineage: Eukaryota; Metazoa; Arthropoda; Insecta; Phasmatodea; Bacillidae
Product: thyroid transcription factor 1-associated protein 26
Exons: 3
Coding region: 185-673 (162 amino acids)
Cellular component (GO): nucleus
Source: RefSeq, a predicted model, not a curated record
CCAACUUUUGUCUACGAUAUCACAGAAUAAAUAACCAAUUGUUUAUUCUGUGACGAUAUGUAGUGUUGUGUUUAUGUUUUGUAUGACACGUGUUCUUCAAAAAUACUUCCAAACACUGGGUUAGAUUUUCUUAGGCUAAAUUUUAUAUUUAUAGAAGAAAACAAUUAAAAAAAAAAAUAACAGUAUGGGAAGUGAUGAAGAAGGGACUAAGAAACUUUUUGAUAAGAAGCAGUGGAGACAGAAAAAAUACAGCAAAGAAUACAAGUUGAAGCAGUGGGAAGAGAGACGGAGGAUAGCCGCGCUCAGAAAACAUCGCAAGGAACUCAGGAAGGAAGGCGGCGACGCAGCUCAAACGAAUGCUUUUCCUCAGUUCCCGCAGGGGGGUGAAGGUUCAGAGCCUGAAACAAAAAAGAAGAGGAAAAAAUUGAGUGCAUUUCAGGCUGCACAGUUGGAAUACCAGCAGAAGCGUGAAGAGAAGCAAAAGAAAAUAGAAGAACUACUUAGAAAGAAGGAAGAAAAGGAGGAGGCACUGAAGAAGUACAAAAUAAAGAAAGCAGAACGUUUUAAAAAACUAUCAAAGAAGACUAGAAAGGGUCAGCCAGUUAUGAAAGACAGAAUAGAACUCUUACUUGAAAAAAUUCAAACUAAUUCAGAUGUGUAUAGAUUAUCUUGAAGGCUUAAAAGAUUUUUUUUA